This is a messenger RNA of Amoebophrya sp. A25, 1621 nucleotides long. NCBI's taxonomy places the organism in Eukaryota, Dinophyceae, Syndiniales, Amoebophryaceae. The record is from the annotation of a GenBank genome assembly.
AGAGGUAAACUUAAGUAGUUAAAGUAGCUAGCUCAAGUGGUGGACUUGCGAAGGUGCUUUUGGUUGAUGAUGUGAUUCUGGAUGAUGUGGCUCUGGGACGCGGCAAUCUUCUACAGUCUGGAAACAUAAAAAUGCCGUCUUCGCAGCAGAAAUGCGGUUGGUGUCCGACUUUGGUCACGACUGUACCACACGAAGAACAUCAAAAGCCCUAUUUUGGCGCACCCAAGGCGUCUAGUACUUCUUCAAGUACAGCAACAUCUUCCGAUAAAAAGUACGGAUGGUCGUGGUCUGAAAACUACGUUGAGAACGUACUCAGCAUCAGCAAGCAGGAGGAAGAUGCUAGAGCCACCGCGGCCGCACAGGAGGAGCAGCAGGACAAGACCAACCUUGAUGAUGUCGCUGCUGCUGAAAAAGAACACGAAAAACCCAAAGAUGUUGAAAAUAGUGAUUGGUCGUACGACAAAAGCUAUCACUACAGCACACCCUCAUCUAGCUCUACUUCUAGAAGCUAUACCAAGCAAGUAUACUGCGAUGACUGCUGGAAGUGGUGGCGUGAGCGAAACAAAAAGUGGAAGGACACAAAACCUGAACCUCCGCAGCUACGCUUUAAAGUUUACGAUCGAUGUGUAGUUGACAUUGAUGAUGAUGACAAUCAUAUUGGAGUAGAAUCCUCUUCUUCAACUCGAGAGCAUAUCUUUGGAUCCGCCAUACCAAAGGGUGAAGUAAUGUACUUUCCUGACUUUUACGAUGCUGAGAUGGCUGAAGAGAUUUGGGAUGCUCUUCUGACCGCCAGUCGUGGGGGUUCUUCUUGCAUUGAUCAUGAUGGUUCUACAAAGAUGAGGGAAGAUACUCUCAUGUUGAUGAAGUCUGGGGAUAAUUGUGUUAGCGGAGAUUUUGAUGUUGCCGACCAGGGCACUGGAAACGCAGUAGAAGCCUGGAGUUGGCAUCAUAAGCUUAAAGACAUUGGAGAGAGCAUUUGUGGUCUUCAGAUCCAAACUCUGCUUUCAGACAUGCUCAGAGAUUGGGAGUCUCGUUUCGACGUAAAAGUACGAAAACACCGUGUUAACCUCUAUACUGACAAGGACUGGAAGCCAUUUCACCAAGAUAGUCAUGGGUACCAUAAAGACGAUACUGCUGGGGCAGAAGGAGAAGCAGCCAGACAACAGCAAGGAGGCUACUUCGACGACAUCACCAUAGCUGCAAGCUUUGGCUUAAAGUCACGGGAUCUUUCAUUUCGUUCCGUGCAUCGCCCAGACCUUUUUCACAUUCGAGUCGAGCAGUGUCCGGGAGAUGUACUCAUCUUUGACAAGUAUGUCAAUGAUGUCUGGGAGCAUGCUGUGCCAGAAUUGGAAGGGACGCGCUGGUGGUCUUCACAAGAAGACGACGAUCAGCACGAUCAAGCAGUUCACAAGAAUAACGUGUUUACUCGGGCAAGUAUUAUUGCAUGGUGCUCUAGAUGGAAUUCAUCGUCUUAGCUCUUGAUUGCACAUUUGCAUUUGCAAGUACCACCACUGACGUGUGCUAUUUCUUUGUCGAAUACGACCAGGAGAACUAAAAGCUGUCUUCACGCACACACGUGUCCCGCAUACCAUCAUUUCAAAAAUCAGACUCACCUUUUUCA